Molecule: messenger RNA, 1435 nt
Organism: Cucurbita maxima (winter squash)
Lineage: Eukaryota; Viridiplantae; Streptophyta; Magnoliopsida; Cucurbitales; Cucurbitaceae
Product: F-box protein At5g49610-like
Exons: 2
Coding region: 195-1367 (390 amino acids)
Molecular function (GO): protein binding
Source: RefSeq, a predicted model, not a curated record
UACGAUUCCGAUUUUCAUCGCCUGAUCACCGAUCAUUUCCCAAACUAUCCUAUAUCUUCCCAAAUUCUUCGCAGUUACAGUUCCAAUCUGAUUCCAAUUCCUCCGUCGUUAUUUCAUUUUGAUUCUCCGGAAGAGCUUGAAGAACUCAGAGUUUAUUGCAUUAAACAGAUCGACUCUGUUCUUGCCAGGACAAAAUGGGCAUCCAGGACGUAAUAAAGACGGACGUACUUCGUUUCGUCCCAGCCAAAUCCCUGUGCAGAUUCAAAUCCGUCUCGAAAGACUGGAACCAAUGGAUCUCUUCUCCCUUCCUCGCCCACCAGCAAGCCAUUCACUUCACCAAAACCUCCGGCUUCUUCUCCCAAUCCAACAGCCAAGACUGCUUCUUCAUCCCUCUCGACCCCCACUCCCAUGGCGUCCCAUUCCCUUCCCUUUCCUUCCUCCCUGAAUCCACUUCCAUCCGAACCACUUCCAACGGCCUCCUCUGCUGCCAAAGCACUUUCCAGGACAGCAUCUAUUUCAUAUGCAACCCCGCUACUAUGGAAUGGAGACAGCUCCCCGAGCCCUCUCUGCUUCAUGGCCAUGUCUCUGCCAUUGCCCUUGCUUUCACUCUCUCCACUUUCAACUUUGAAUCCCAGUUCCAGAUUGUCUGUGCUGUCCCCUUUCAUUCCGUCAAAGCUGUUUACUUUGAGAUCUACUCUUCUAGGACCAACACUUGGAAAAUUUCUGACUCCCAAUACUUCUAUGCUGGCGAUGGUGAUUUGAUGUUCAAAGGGGACGGAUUUUGUAUUGGUGAAACCGUGUAUUGGGAGACGUCAAACGGCGUCAUACUGGGGUUUGAUUUGAAAUAUGAAGUAUAUGGGGAGAUUCAGCUCCCUCUCCCUCCCGGCCAUGGAGCUAUAACGGAGAUCCGUGGAGAGAUGUGCUAUGCUAUGGUAAUAACUUGUAACAGUGAGAAUGAUGAAGCGGGUGCUUAUUCGCUUGGCAUUUAUGGUGGUCAUGACAUGGUGUUGAAGCAUCGAUUUCCUCUCGAUGUUGGGAGUUAUUUGGGAGAGGAUUUUGAUGGAGAGGUUAGAGUAUUAUCGUGUGUAAGUGAUGGCAUGGCGAUGAUUCUUGUGGGGAGCAAUGUGAUUCUGUAUGAUGUGGAAAAAAGGAAAGGGGAGAUUGUGAAAAAAUUAGUCGAUCUGCCAGAUCGUGCCAGUGCGGGGCGGUUUCUGCCGUACGUGAAUAGCCUUGUGAGGGUGUGUCCGGUGGAGAGGAUGCCGCGGGAGGAUCAUGAUUUACAAGAAGUUUUGAGAAACACGAGCGAGUUGGUUGGGUUUGGUGAAGUUUCUUUAUGUGGAAAUAAGUGGAUAGGACCGACUAUAUAGUGGCCGUCGACGGGUUGAAACAAAAGACUUGUCUUUAAUUGGUCAUGUUUGUUGUCCUUUGCCCAAAA